UUUCUGGGAUAUCAUUUGUAGUUGUUGUUGUUGCUGCUGCUGCUAUUUUGUAUGUGAAUCCCGCGUCAUCAUUAUUUUAUGAUUGUAAUUUUUAUUUUAUGAUUAUUCUCUGUUUGUAUUGUUGUUGUUCUUGUGAGAAGGGAAAAUACAUACAUUCUUUGAUGCUGGUGGUGUCUAUCAAAGUAGUCGGUUGAUGUCGUCUACAUCGUUGCUGUUCGUUUCGUUUCUUUUCAUAUAUUGUUGUUGUUGUUGUUUGAUUCCUUCAGAAGAAAACGACGAUGAUGACGAGUGUCUCAACAAUUGAGGAGAGCAACAAAUUGGGUUUGUUUUGUUUUUACUCGCAGGGGGUUCGUGAGUUGUUGUGCUGCCGUUGCCCGUGAAUUUUGUAGUUUGCCAAAGAUCGCCGCCGCUCAUCUUUUUCUUUUCCGUACAAUUUCCCCAAAUCAUUUUCAAUCGAUCAAACGUGACCACGACGAAUCGUGUUAAAAUAUUGGAAAAUCGUUUAUUUUGGUUUUUGGUGUCGCGUUUUCAUUUGCCUAGAAGUGAUUUAAUCAAAAUAUCUGAACAAUUUUUUUCUCUCACAAAAAAAUUAAAUCAUGUAAAAAUUUCUGAAAACUUUGAUAAACCACACAAAGAAAAAUACCAAAAAAAUCAUAAAAAAGUCUUCCUUAAAAAUACGAAAAUUAGUGCCUUACAAAAGAAAUAAUCCUACAAAGUCCUAUCUACAAAACUAAAACAACCUACACCACAACCACCAAAAAAAAAUACUCACAAACAACUCUCCACAACAAAUCAUGUCAUCAAGUCAACCCGCCAGCCAACCAGAUAGCAUUGAUUUGGCCUAUGAUAUGUGGGCCGGCCAGUUUGAGUUUGUCGGACCAAGAGCAAUAACAGCCAUCAAUAAAUCACAAAAAUCAUCGCUCAACAAUAAUAUCCUGACCUUUGGUGACAAAUCCUCGCCCCACAAACAGUCGACGGAGAGUCUCGAGGAUUUAAAUCUUAACUUUAAUGCACCCCACAAUCACAACAACCCCCAUCAGCAGUACAGUCCCUACUCGUCCCAGUCUAUGACCAAUUCGGCCUAUUCGCUGGGCUGCAGUGGCUACGAAACGGAUUAUGGCAAACAGCCCAUCCUGAUCGAUCAAGAGACAUUUUUGAGUUUAAAUCCGGCGGAUUUUGAAGAUAUUGUGCCAUCGAAUUCGGGACCGAAUUCAUUGAUUUUCAUCGAUAAUAAAUUGGUGGAUGCCGAAUACAAUAAUAACAAUAACAACAACAAUAAAUUAAUAAAUUUAGAAAGUUUGACAAACAAAAGUAACAACAAAACCAACAACACCAAUACCAACGGCUUUAAAUUGGAAAAUCUAAAGAAUUUUAAAAAUAAAUUGAUUUGUGAUUACGAAGAGAAAUCGGAAAAUAACAACAACAAUCAUCACAACAAAAUGAAUGGCCUAAGUUUGGAGGUGUGCGAAAAUCUCAAUGAGCAACUGCAAAUCUUGCAACAGCAAGUCACUGAUCUGGCCGAUACUCAAGUCAUAGCAGAAGAUCGUACCACACGCACAAGAACCGAAUAUGCUGUGCUGCAGGCCCGUUAUGAUAUGCUCGAAGAGCAGCUUAGAGAGACCGAACUGCGUGCCGAGGAACGCCUGGCGGAGGAACAAAAACGCAAUCGAGAACUAUUGGCCCGUGCCGAACGUGAAGCCUCUUUGCAAAAUGAAAAUUGUCAAAUAAAAAUCAAAACAAUUGAAAUCGAAGCGAAUGCUUUGCGUGAAGAGAAUCAACGUUUGCGUGUUCUCUGCGACAAACAAGCCAGUGAUUUACAUCGUACCGAAGAGAAAUUGGAAUUGGCCCGAGAUCGUAUUGCUGGGCUACAACAAGACUUGGAUGAGGCUCUGCAAAAGGAGCGUAAAUAUGAAGAGGAAAAGAAAACGUCCGAGGAAUUGAUGUUGGAAUUGAGCAAGGAAUUGGAACGCUUGAGGGCCGAAACAGGCCCAGCAAUGCCCACAACAUCACCUGAGGCCAUAAGACUGGAGGAGUUGCAUCAAGAGUUGGAAGAGAUGAGACAAAGGAAUAAGGGUUUGGAAGAACAAAACGAAGAACUACAGGCUGCUGUCUUAACACGAGGCGUUGAAGAGGGUCGCCAUCUAUUGAAUGGCACAUUAAAUAGUUUGGCUCAAGAACUCGAAGAAAUGUCACAAGCACAGGAUUCUGUGGAUUCAGCCACAUUAGCAUCCUUAAGUCAGUUACAACAAGCCUUCCAAGAAAAAGAGGAAGAAAACACCCGCCUUAAACACUACAUCGAUACCAUACUUUUGAAUAUUGUGGAGAAAUGUCCCCAACUAUUGGAAGUGAAAGCCAUAAACAACAAUAACAAUAAUAAAAAAUAAUAUCUACAACACAAUCAAGGCCAAUUAUAUUUAAAAAGAAAUUAAUUUUUAUUAAUAUUAUUUUUUU
Musca domestica (house fly) is the source of this 2451-nucleotide messenger RNA. RefSeq names its product rab11 family-interacting protein 3. Lineage: Eukaryota; Metazoa; Arthropoda; Insecta; Diptera; Muscidae. The transcript is spliced from 7 exons. The record is from RefSeq and is a predicted model, not a curated record. Gene Ontology annotation, biological process: endocytic recycling; regulation of cytokinesis. Gene Ontology annotation, cellular component: cleavage furrow; midbody; recycling endosome membrane. The coding region runs from base 795 to 2384 and encodes 529 amino acids.